Molecule: messenger RNA, 1020 nt
Organism: Nipponia nippon (crested ibis)
Lineage: Eukaryota; Metazoa; Chordata; Aves; Pelecaniformes; Threskiornithidae
Source: RefSeq, a predicted model, not a curated record
AUUGUGCCUGUUCACAACAGUGACUGCUGGUUAGAUGAAUGCUUGAAGUCCGUUUGGGAACAAGAUUUUAAAGAAACCAUGGAACUGUCAGUUUUUAAUGAUGCCAGUAAGGACGGUUCAGCUGAAAUAAUUGAAAAAUGGAAGAUCAAGUUGGAAGAUGCUGGUGUUCCAGUAAUCGUUGGUAGUAAUGAUUCAUCUCAACCUCGAGGUGUUGGAUUUGCUAAAAAUCAAGCCAUAAUUCAGAGCUCAGGAACCUAUCUCUGCUUUCUGGAUUCAGAUGAUGUGAUGAUGCCACAGCGGGUUAGACUGCAGCACGAAGCUGCCAUUCAACAUCCGAACAGUAUUAUUGGUUGCCAAGUCAGAAGAGAGCCACUGGAGUCUACUGAGCGGUAUACUCGUUGGAUCAAUAAUCUGACUGAAGAACAACUUCUUACACAGGUGUUUACCUCCCAUGGACCUACUGUGAUCAUGCCAACCUGGUUCUGUUCUCGAGAAUGGUUUUUUCACGUGGGAAAAUUUGAUGAGGGUGGAAAGGGCGUUCCAGAAGAUUUGUUGUUUUUUUAUAAACACAUCCAAAAGGGCGGUGAAGUCUUUCGAGUAAACCGUUGCCUCCUGCUGUACCGUUACCAUCCCCAGGCUGCAACUCAUUCCGUCCUAGAGGGAACCAUCUGGAAUCACCGAGUCAGGUUUCUUGAAGAAAGAGUCCUGAGCUCCUGGACAUCAUUCACCAUUUGGAAUGCUGGCAAGCAAGGCAAGAGGCUCUACAGAAGCUUGUCACCAGCUAAUCGGAAAAAGGUAGCUGCAUUUUGUGACGUUGAUGAAAAGAAAAUAACGAAAGGAUUCUACACUUACGAAGAAUCUGAGGAGAGACCCAGACCAAGAAUUCCCGUAUGUCACUUCAGAGACGCAACUCCACCUUUCAUUAUCUGCGUGAAGCUGGAUUUGACAGGCGGAGCAUUUGAAACAAACCUGAACACGCUGAACUUGAAGGAAGGGGUGGAUUAUUAUCACUUUAACUAA